UACUUCAAUGUAAACAAGAUGGCAGCUCCCAUUAUCAGAGUAUUUGAUUCAGAAGAUGAAGUUUCGCAAAAACUUUGCGAGUUUGUAACAUCUAAAGCGAAUGAAGCAAUACAUGAACGUGGAUUAUUUAAAGUAGGAUUUUCUGGUGGGAGUGCAGCCAAAUUUUUAUGUAAUGGGUUACCACAAGCUUCAACUGAUUGGGCUAAAUGGAGAGUUUUCUUUUGUGAUGAGAGGCAUGUCCCCUUUGAUGACCCAGAGUGCACAUUCAGCAUCUACAAGGCAAAUUUGCUCUCCAAAGUUCCAUUGCCUGUUGAGAAUAUGUAUUCCCUUGAUCCUAGUAUAUCAGUGGAAGAAGCAGCGGAUGAUUACGUAAACAAACUUCGCUCUGUUUUCUCUGAUGAGCCAAUCCCAAGGUUUGACCUUUUGAUACUGGGCAUGGGCCCUGAUGGGCACACAUGCUCUCUUUUUCCUGGACAUCCACUUCUACAGGAAACUAAAAUAGCAGCGCCCAUUAGUGAUUCCCCAAAGCCUCCACCAAGACGUGUGACCUUGACAUUCCCUACCAUCAACAACGCAGCUUGUGCAGUGUUUGCAACAUGUGGGUCUAGCAAAGCUGACAUAGUCAAGCAAGUUUUGGAAGAUGCAACCAAUGAUCCACUCCCAGCUGCAAGAGUUAGGCCCAGUAAAGGGGAGGUAAUAUGGUUCCUGGAUAAAGGAGCUGCAUCUAAAUUAAAGUCUGUGGCUAACUUGUAAUAAUUUGUAUUAAAUGUAUUUAAAACCCAUUAAUUGUAUUUUCACUGCUUAUUUAACAGUGUUUUGUUAUUCAAAUCUGUUUGUAACUAAAUAUCAAUUUACAAACAUGAGAAUUAGCAUUCUAUUUCUAAAUUAUUAUCAGUUACGCCUAAAAAGUUCUUGUUUUUCAAACAAGUGUUUAUUCUCAUGAUAAAGUAAUAUUAUGUUGCAAUUAAUAACAAUUUACUUAGAUUGUUAAUAAUAAUAAUUAAUUUUAAACUUGUCAAUGGUUAGAAAAAGUUUUAAAACUUUCUGUUGUAUCAAAAUGGACAAACCAUCAAAAAGUUUAAAAUAGGUUGGGUAUUUACUCUGUGGCCUCAGAAAGGUAACAUUUUAAAAUACAUUUUUUAGAAAUUAAGCUUGAAUGCAUAUGUUACUAUUGUUACACCAUGCACAACUUUUUUUUAAAGAUUUUUAAAUUUUAUUUUACAGUUCUUUUUUUUUGGGAGGGAUGAAUAGACAUAUACAUACAAAUAUAAAUGUACUUUAGUUUUAGAUUUAUUCAGGUUUGAAAGCUGCAGCCACAAGUAUACUGUGAUGUAGUUGUUUCAGUCAAUCAGUUCACAAACUGAUCUUGUUCUUUCACACUUUAUUACAGCAUUUAUACACCAUUUAUAACAGCAACAAUACUGUAGUUGAUACAAUUUUAUUUGUUAUCAAAUUCAUGGAAUAAAUGCUUUGUUUUAGAAGUUU
Physella acuta is the source of this 1485-nucleotide messenger RNA. RefSeq names its product 6-phosphogluconolactonase-like. Gene Ontology annotation, molecular function: 6-phosphogluconolactonase activity. Gene Ontology annotation, biological process: carbohydrate metabolic process; pentose-phosphate shunt. Lineage: Eukaryota; Metazoa; Mollusca; Gastropoda; Physidae. The record is from RefSeq and is a predicted model, not a curated record.